This is a messenger RNA of Drosophila biarmipes, 1422 nucleotides long. RefSeq lists its product as uncharacterized. Lineage: Eukaryota; Metazoa; Arthropoda; Insecta; Diptera; Drosophilidae. The coding region runs from base 75 to 530 and encodes 151 amino acids. Gene Ontology annotation, biological process: sleep; regulation of synaptic transmission, cholinergic; positive regulation of voltage-gated potassium channel activity. The transcript has 2 exons. The record is from RefSeq and is a predicted model, not a curated record.
GCCACACCACUAUUUACACGCCCAAAAUCCAAUCAAUUGAAACGCAACGAAAAAUACAAGUACAAGAUAACAACAUGAAAACUCUGGAGAAAUGUGUCCUGGCCGUGGUCGUGCUCUGCUGUCUGCUUCAAGUGGGCCAGGCGAUCAAAUGCUGGGACUGUCGCAGCGACAACGAUCCCAAAUGCGGGGAUCCCUUCGACAAUAGCACCCUGGCCAUUACGGACUGCCAACAGGCGCCGGAGCUGGAGCACCUGAAGGGCGUCCGACCCACGAUGUGCCGCAAGAUCCGGCAGAAGGUCCAUGGGGAGUGGCGGUACUUCCGGAGCUGCGCCUACAUGGGCGAGCCCGGAAUAGAGGGCGAUGAGCGUUUCUGCCUGAUGCGAACCGGCAGCUACAACAUCUUCAUGGAGUUCUGCACGUGCAACAGCAAGGACGGAUGCAACUCGGCGGGUGUCCAUCGCCUCGGCUGGAUGGCCGCCCUUUCUGGCACUCUGGCUUCCGUCCUAGUGGCUCAUUUCCUGCGGCAAUAGUUGGAUCUGAGUUCUCAAUUUCUUGACAUUUCCAGGUCUCCUUUGCCGCAAGACUGUACAGAGUCAAAGAGGGACUUAUAAAAUUUAUAAACCCUAUUUUUUGGGUCAAUAUUAGUUAAGAACAAGUGUGUUGGUGACAGAAAACUUGGUUUCAAUUUUUUUUGUAUUCCCCUUUUAUAUAUUUUAAUUGAAUUUAUUUGUUUCUUGCAUAAUUGAACGUAUUACCCAAAUAGUAAUCAAUAUGCAGGGUUGCAACAAAAACACGUCUUGUACAAUUUAAAUCGCUAUGCGAUUUCAGUGCCCUCAAUAGUUCUUAAAAUUAUGGAACUCGGUAGUAAUGUAAGGGCUUAUUUUUAAAGGGUACAUCUCCAAUUUACUGCAUAGAAUGAGCGAUAAAUCCUGUAAAUUUCAUAAAUUAUAAGCUAAACAAUGUUAGUUGUUUAACGCAAUUAACUUUUAUCUGAUUAACACCUUCCCCACUCAAAUAUUCAAAAACGCCAAGUUUUUUGUUACCAAUAUUCGUUUAAACCGGCUAAGUUACACAAUUUUAGCUACAAACAAAAAUUGUAUUACUUACAAUAACUUUUUACAAUAUCCCUGUCUUGACUUAUGAACAGUCUUGUAUAAAAUGAGCAUUAUGUAAUGAAGUGCCUUUCUGUAAACGACUCGAAACGUAUCUUAAGCCUCCCAAACUAUUUCCGUCCAAAAAUUAUAUUACGCACAUACCGAGCCAUCUUGUAAGCUCAAUGUUGAAAUCUCCGCUACUUUCUACUUGUGUUUAGCAAUGCGUAUACAAAGAACACUAGUUUUUAGCCAGCAGAAUUGCAAGUUUUAUUUUUAUGAAAAGACAAUUAGAACAUUUUUGUAUUGAAAUAAAAAAUUUAUACACCAA